AUAAUAAAGUAAUUAUUAUACUAGGAGAGGUCAGUGGUCAAAUUGGCUUUAUUUUUGACUAUAUAUACUGGAGUGGAAUGGUUUUGCUAUUAGUUAAUGUUAUCGUAUGUUACGUUAUGUCCCAACAAAACUCUUCGUCCAACUCAAGAGCCACCACUACCCAACAAACUCUCGACACGCCGCACAACACACACAAACCAUAACCAGAUUCAGAAUCCAAAGGCUCCUCUUAACAAACUCACUCGAUUUUGAUUUUGAUUUUGAUUUUGAACAAGAUAAUACAGUAUUAUUAAUACGGCUAACCCCCCCUCCCCAUUUCUAUGCCUCUUUGACACGUAUUUAUAAUUCUUUCCUCUGUUUUUUUUCUUUCUUUUUUUUUUUUCUUUUGCAUCUCUUUGUCUUGUUUUUCGUCGCAAUGGAUUGUUGGUCUCCUUCUUUAACGGUGGAUGAAGAGUUUGAGAAGCUUGUGAUUCGAAUGAACCCUCCAAGGGUUACAGUUGAUAAUGCCACAAGCAGAAAAGCAACUUUAAUUAAGGUUGAUAGUGCUAAUAAGAGAGGAAGUCUGCUAGAGGUGGUUCAGGUUUUGACGGAUUUGGAUCUUAUAAUUCGACGAGCUUACAUUGCUUCAGAUGGGGAGUGGUUCAUGGAUGUGUUUCAUGUGACAGAUCAGCGUGGCGAUAAGCUAUCUGAAGUUGAUGUGGCUGAAAGAAUUCAGCAGCAACUGGGACCAAGAGAAUACAGCUUCCGGUCCUUGACAAGAUCUGUUGGUGUUCAAGCUGCCUUAGAACACACAACUAUUGAAUUGACUGGGAGAGACCGACCAGGCUUGCUCUCAGAGGUUUUUGCUGUUUUGACUGACCUAAAAUGUAAUGUGGUGGCUGCUGAAGUGUGGACCCAUAAUUCAAGAAUGGCAUCUGUUGUUUACAUUACUGAUGAGGCUACUGGAUCAUCAAUUGACAAUCCUGAAAGACUAACAAAGAUCAAGCAGCUUCUCCUCUAUGUUCUGAAAGGGGAUAGAGAUAAGAGGACUGCUAAUACCGCUGUUUCUGUCGGCUCUACACAUAAGGAAAGGAGGCUGCAUCAGAUGAUGUAUGCUGAUCGUGACUAUGAUAUGAUUGAUGCUAAGAGUAGAUCAACAAGUGAUAGGUGCAAACCUCUGGUAACUGUGGAAAAUUGUGCAGAUAAGGGGUACACUGUUGUGAACUUGAGGUGCCCCGAUCGGCCUAAGUUACUCUUUGAUACAGUUUGCACAUUGACAGAUAUGCAGUAUGUGGUAUACCAUGCGACUGUCAUAGCAGAAGGACCAGAGGCUUAUCAGGAAUACUAUAUCAGGCACAUAGAUGGUUGCCCUAUUAGUUCAGAAGCAGAGAGACAGAGGGUAAUUCAUUGUUUGGAGGCUGCUAUUAAGAGGAGAGCUUCCGAGGGCAUAAGACUGGAACUUUGUAGUGAAGACAGGGUAGGCCUUUUGUCUGAUGUUACUCGUAUAUUUAGAGAAAAUGGUCUUUCAGUCACUCGAGCAGAGGUUACGACCAGGGGUUCCCAAGCUGUCAAUGCUUUUUAUGUGACUGAUACAUCAGGAAAUCCAGUGAAAAGUGAAAUAAUUGAAGCAGUUCGGAAAGAGAUUGGCCUUACUAUACUUCACGUCAAGGAUGAUGCUUACUCAAAAUCUCCACCUCAUGAGAGUGGAAGAUUCUCUUUGGGUACUCUGUUCAAAUCUAGAUCGGAGAAGUUUCUCUACAACCUGGGCUUGAUAAAGUCAUGUUCUUGAGCGUUCACCGGGUUAUUCUUCUUAGUGUAUGUAAAUGUUGAUAUAGUUUGUCUUAACAGUAGGCUAUGUCUCAGAAAUACAUUUCAAAGUUUUAGUCCAACCCUGUGUAGAUCUUGGAUUCAGGUAUUAGACUAGCCAUUUCAGCUUGUAAAGCUCAUGUAAAUAUAUUUCCCUACCAUGGUCUUGAAGAGUACUGUAAAUACACAUAUCUCACUUUUUUUUACUUUAAAAUCUUCAAAAUAUUGAUUAUCAUUUUCCGAUAAUAUAGUAUUUUCUUUGACAGACAAAAAAAUUCUACAAAAUAACAGUAGCUUAUCAUUUGAAUGUUUUUGAGGUAAGCUGGGCUGGGAUGGAGGUCCUCCUCGGGCACUUAUAAGGUAGCGUGAUGGGUUCCCAAGGGACACAAAGGCAAUGAUUGAAUGGAUGAAUGUGAAAUGAGAUUGCUCAAGGCACUUCGGCUUCAUGGCUUCAAUUGCAACCAAAAUUUUGUACACAUAUGGCCCUUUGUCACAACUCAU
Messenger RNA from Durio zibethinus, 2286 nucleotides. RefSeq names its product ACT domain-containing protein ACR4-like. Lineage: Eukaryota; Viridiplantae; Streptophyta; Magnoliopsida; Malvales; Malvaceae. The record is from RefSeq and is a predicted model, not a curated record.